Molecule: messenger RNA, 816 nt
Organism: Closterium sp. Naga37s-1
Lineage: Eukaryota; Viridiplantae; Streptophyta; Zygnematophyceae; Desmidiales; Closteriaceae
Source: the annotation of a GenBank genome assembly
AUGCCUCCUAAAGGGAAACCUGGCAAGCCUGCUACCAACAAGAUGAACCCUGCUGCUGCUGCUGCUGCUGCUCUUAAGACGCCGGCUUCAAUUACCACGGCUCGUCCAACCAUGGCCACUGCUGUUCCGGCGAAAUCCGCGCGUACUCUGUUUGCGGAGGAGGAAUCGGAGGCUCUGACGCUGUCGGCCAAGCUGGCUGCUCUUCGCAUUGAGCAAGCUGCUGGAGGGAAGACAGACAAUGGCAAAGGAAAGGACGGGGAUUUCAAGGACGCCGUCUCUGAUGCGGAAGAUGAUGUUACUGCUGAAGAGGCUGCUGGAGAGUCUUCAUCUGGCGCUGCUCGUCGCUUCUGUGUCCUGGAUGAUGAAGAUGAUGGUCUCAUUGCUCACGACCCGAACGAGGGUUUCGAGGAUAAGGCGAAGGAGGAGCUCGCGGCGAAGCUGCGUUUCCCGUUAACGCUGCUGAUUCCAAGCGACCGUCUGCAGGAGGUUCGUCGCACGCAGGCAACGAUUAAGGAACUGCUGGGAACGACGUGGGGCAAUCAGCUCACUGAAAACGCGGCGAAGACGACAACCUUCCAGGAGAUUGUCCUCAAGGAUCCAGCGCUGGUGCUGGUCUCGACGUCAAGCAACAGGGAGGAGUGGGUCUGUUUGCUCGAAAGUUGCGAGAAAGGGAAGGGUACCUCCUUCGAGCAGGCCGCUCAUCACGCGCUGUCUCAGCGUCACCUGGGGGGACUGGCGAAGCAGGGUGCUGCCACGCGUGCUCUCAAAGCCAAUCUGAGCCUCCGUGUGCUGCGCAAGGAAUACGAGAUUCAGUGA